AUGGGCCAGACACUUUCUGAGCCCGUCGUCGAAAAGGCGUCGGCAACUGGCGGCGAUGAACGCCUCAUCUACGGCGUGUCGGCCAUGCAGGGCUGGCGUAUCAGCAUGGAGGACGCGCACACGACAGUCCUCGACCUACUAGCCAACAACCCCAAGGAGGCCAAGGAACACAGCCAAAGGCUCUCCUUCUUCGGCGUCUUUGACGGCCACGGCGGCGACAAGGUGGCAUUAUUCGCGGGCGCCAACAUCCACGACAUCAUUGCGAAGCAGGACACAUUUAAGACCGGCAACUACGAGCAGGCUCUCAAGGACGGCUUUUUGGCGACUGACCGGGCAAUUUUGAACGAUCCCAAAUACGAGGAGGAAGUCUCUGGGUGCACCGCAUGCGUCGGUCUUAUCAGCGAUGAUAAAAUCUAUGUGGCCAAUGCUGGCGAUUCGAGAUCCGUACUGGGCGUAAAGGGCCGCGCGAAACCUUUGUCUUUCGACCACAAGCCUCAGAAUGAAGGCGAGAAGGCUCGUAUCACUGCCGCUGGCGGUUUCGUCGACUUUGGUCGCGUGAACGGAAACUUGGCUCUCUCUCGAGCUAUUGGCGAUUUUGAGUUCAAGAAGAGCGCCGAGCUGGCGCCCGAGCAGCAAAUCGUUACCGCAUACCCCGACGUUAUGGUCCACGACUUUUCCGAUGAUGACGAGUUCCUCGUACUUGCUUGCGACGGUAUCUGGGAUUGCCAGUCUUCCCAAGCGGUUGUCGAGUUCGUCAGGCGAGGCAUUGCCGCCAAGCAGGAUUUGGACAAGAUCUGUGAAAACAUGAUGGACAACUGCCUGGCCUCCAACUCGGAGACGGGUGGCGUUGGCUGUGACAACAUGACCAUGAUCAUUGUUGGUUUCCUCAGGGGACGGACUAAGGAGGAGUGGUAUGAGGAGAUUGCCAAGCGCGUUGCCAACGGUGACGGCCCUUGCGCUCCUCCCGAAUAUGCUGAGUUCCGCGGUCCCGGUGUGCAUCACAACUUUGAUGAUAGUGACAGCGGGUAUGAUCUCGAGGACAACGGAAACAAGGGCAAGCCCUUCGGCAUGGGUGGCUACAAGGGUCGCAUCAUCUUCCUCGGCGACGGAACUGAGGUCCUGACCGACGCCGACGACACCGAGAUGUUUGACAACGCAGAGGAGGACAAGGAUCUUGCCAGCCAGGUCUCCAAGUCCCCCUCAAGCACAUCAGCGAACGAUAAGGCCGCCCAGACGUCGGCUGCCGACCAGGACCAGAAGGAGCAGGCUGCCAUUGCCGCGGCGGCGGCGGAUAACAGCACACAGCAAAACGCCAAGAAGGAGGAGGGAAGCUCGCCGGCUAAGGCUUAG
Sordaria macrospora k-hell is the source of this 1350-nucleotide messenger RNA. RefSeq lists its product as uncharacterized. The record is from RefSeq and is a predicted model, not a curated record. Gene Ontology annotation, biological process: protein dephosphorylation. Lineage: Eukaryota; Fungi; Ascomycota; Sordariomycetes; Sordariales; Sordariaceae. Gene Ontology annotation, molecular function: cation binding; protein serine/threonine phosphatase activity.